UGCAGACAGGAAGUGAUUCCACGAGGUUACAUGUGCUGGGGAACCUGUGUUGUACUCAAGUGGUAGUUGCGUGACGUCAGCAGCCCCGGGCGUUUGAGAAUCUGUCGUGACGUCACGGGUGUGAUGGUGAUGAUUUGCGACUGAUAUUGUCCUGAGGAUCUAGAACAAUGGGCGGCAAAAAUAAGAAAAAUCGUCAAAGCAAUGCUCCAGCCAUCCAGGGAGCGAUUGCAGCCGCUAACCGACCCAGGGCUGCGGCAGAAACCAGGACUGGCGGGGAGGAGGCAUCGAAGAGGGAGGCUGGCAAAUCGGCAAGCGUGUCCUCUGUGAGCAAGGAAGCGCGGAGCAAACAAGGUCCAAAAACGUACAGUCUAGCUUCAUCAGUGGAGUCCUCUGUGAAUAAUGACAAGUCUAUACUGAAGGUGGUGAUUGAAGGCAAGCUGGAGAAAAAGAUCAUUGCGCUGAUCAACGACCAUAAAAAACUGAACUGUGAUGCAGGAACGGUGUCCGGAAGGCUGACUUCUAAGAAGUUAAUGGAUCUGUAUAUGGCUCUACAGGAGUUUAAUUUCAAGGCAGAGCACAUUGAAGAGGCCAUGUCAAACGCUGUGCUGUACGGUGGAGAUCUCCAUUCGGCAUUGGACUGGCUUUGCUUGAACCUACAGGAUGAUCAGUUGCCAGAUGGCUUCAGUCAGCAGUUUGUGGAGGAAGAGAAGAAAACUAGAGAAAAGUUUCGACCCACAUCACAGCAGCCGGUGCGUGACAGUGUUACCAGCUGCGGUAGAUCAGCUGAAGCACCUGUGAAGACCAGUAAUGAUAAGAAGGAGGAACUGAGCAUGAAAGAGUGGAUCCUGCGCUAUGCUGAGCAGGGAAGUGACGAGGAGGAAGAGCUGGAUCCUAAUAAAGACCCUGAGAAUGAGAAUGAGAAAUUUGACCCUAAUGAACGUUACCUUGAACUGACAGCGAAUUUGUUGGAUGCCAAAGCUCAUGCAGCUAGCACCAAGCAAGCAAAAGACAAGGCGGGUCAGAGGGAGGCACAGAGCACCAUCCGGGAAUGUCAGCAAGAAAUGAAGAUAUUGGAGCAGCAUCCAUUGUUUAAUCCGGCAGUGAGGCUUCCUGAGGAGAAAAAUGAAAGUAAAAAGUCUCCAGCAGCAGCCGCCGCAGGAGCUCCGGACGACAGGACUUUAGACUUCAAUCUGUUUGACAGUGCUAGUGAAGUCAAGGAGGAGAAAGCUAAAUCCAAACCACCUCUCGACAUCCGAAACUUUGACUACACGUCUCGCAGCUGGACGGGCAAGUCUCCGAAGCAGUUUUUGAUUGAUUGGUGUAGGAAGCAUUAUCCUAAAAGUUCCAAUCCCUCAUUUGAGAAGGUACCUAUGGGCAAGUACUGGAGAAGCAGGGUGAAAAUUGUGAAAUCGAUUGAUGACGUCAUGUCUGUGUGCCCUACCAUCGUCACAGAGGACAGCAUGCAAGCUCAGCACCUCGCCGCCACUUUAGCUCUUUAUGAACUCACUAAAGGCCAAUCCGUACAUCAGCUGCUGCCUCCGACAUACAGAGACGUGUGGCUGGAAUGGAGCGAUGCUGAGAAGAGUAAGCAGGAAAAGAACAAACUUGAAAUCAACAAGCCCCGGGACCAGUUCAUUGCCAAAUUAUUAAAUAAACUGAAGCUGAGAGAGCAACAACUGAAGCCACCAAAAGUCAAUAAAGUAUCUGAGGACCCCGAAGACUCCUGGGAAAACCUGGCCGGAGAAGACGAUCCGGAGCAGAUCACUUUAGAUCGGCUCCAAAAGGACAGUUUAGAGCCUGUGAGAAGCCUUUUCCUUAAGUGCCGUGAUUCACCAAGGUAUAAAAGGCUUCUGAGUGACCGGGAGCAGCUGCCGGUGUUUGCUCACAGGGACUAUAUCUUAGAAACACUGAGCCGGCACCGGGUUAUCGUUGUAGCUGGUGAGACCGGCAGUGGUAAGAGUACCCAGGUGCCUCAGUUCCUACUGGAAGAUCUCCUCCUAAACAAAUGGGCCUCAGGGAAGUGUAACAUCGUCUGCACUCAGCCUCGCAGGAUAUCUGCCAUGAGUCUAGCCACUCGAGUGUGUGAAGAGCUGGGGUGUGAGUCUGGACCUGGAGGAAAGAGUUCUCUGUGUGGGUAUCAGAUUCGCAUGGAAUCCAGAACAGGGGAACACACCAGACUUCUGUACUGUACCACAGGAAUCUUACUACGGAAGUUACAGGACGACAGUCUGCUAAAGAACAUAACUCAUAUCAUUGUGGAUGAGGUACAUGAAAGAACAGUGCAGUCUGACUUCCUGCUCAUCAUCCUCAGAGAGAUCCUGCACAAGCGUUCAGACCUGCACCUCAUACUCAUGAGCGCCACCGUGGACAGCGCCAAGUUUUCCACCUACUUCUCACACUGCCCCAUCAUAAGGAUAUCUGGAAGGACUUACCCAGUUGAGGUUUUUCAUUUGGAAGACAUCGUUGAGGAAACAGGGUUUAUCCUGGAACAGGACUCCGAGUAUUGUCAGAAAUUCUUAGAGGACGAAGAAGAAAUAACCCUUAAUGUCACCAGCAAAGGAGGAGGCAGCCAAAAAUACCAGGAGUUUAUUCCUGUUGGUUCUGUGAUGGAUGUAAACCCGUCAUAUAAGAAGUUUUCAGCCCGGACACAGCACGCUGUCCUAUACAUGAACCCUAACAAAAUAAAUCUGGACCUGAUCCUGGAGUUGCUGGUGUUCCUGGACAGAAGUAUACAGUACAGAAAUGUAGAGGGAGCGGUGCUGAUCUUCUUACCCGGCCUGGCUGAUAUUCAGCAACUGUAUGACCUUCUAUCCUCUGACAAGAGGUUCAAUGACCGGCGGAGGUACAAGUUGAUUGCACUUCACUCCAUCCUUUCCAGUCAGGACCAGGCUGAAGCAUUUGUACUUCCUCCAGCAGGAACAAGAAAGAUUGUGCUGGCAACAAACAUUGCUGAAACGGGUAUCACAAUCCCUGAUGUGGUCUUUGUCUUCGAUGCUGGAAGAACCAAGGAAAACAGAUAUCAUGAGAGCAGUCAGAUGAGUUCUCUGGUGGAGACUUUCAUAAGCAAAGCCAGUGCGCUGCAGCGGCAGGGAAGGGCCGGCCGGGUCCGCGAUGGAUUUUGUUUCCGACUGUACACCAAGGAGAGAUUUCACAGUUUUAUGGACUAUUCAGUUCCAGAAAUAUUGCGAGUACCUUUGGAAGAACUUUGCCUCCAUAUCAUGAAGUGUGAUCUUGGCUCUCCAGAGGAUUUCCUAUCCAAGGCAUUGGAUCCUCCACAAGUCCAAGUAAUCAGUAACGCCAUGAACUUACUACGGAAGAUCGGGGCCUGUGAGCUCACUCAGCCCAGGCUUACUCCUCUAGGUCAGCACCUUGCCGCUCUGCCCGUCAAUGUGAAGAUUGGCAAGAUGCUUAUUUUUGGGGCUAUCUUUGGCUGUCUGGAUGCUGUGGCAACCCUGGCAGCCACCAUGACUGAAAAAUCCCCAUUCAUGACACCGAUUGGUAGAAAAGAUGAAGCAGAUCUGGCAAAAUCCUCCAUGGCUCUAGCUAGCUCUGACCAUUUGACCAUCUUCAGUGCCUACAUGGGGUGGAAGAUGAUCCGAGCAGAAGGUUAUAACUCAGAGAUGAGUUACUGCAGGAAGAACUUUCUAAACAGAAAGGCACUUUUGACUAUAGAGGAUGUGAAACAGGAGUUAAUUCGGCUGGUGAGGGCAGCAGGCUUUGAAUGCCCCAAAUCAACGUCUUCAAAUGGUGUUCAAGUACCCCAGGACAAAAAAGGAAAAAUGUCUACAGAGGAGAUGUCGCUCCUUAAAGCCAUUUUGACAGCUGGUCUGUAUGACAAUGUCGGGAAGAUCCUGUGCACAAAGUCAGUGGAUAUCUCAGAGAAGUUGGCGUGCAUGGUUAUAACUGCGCAAGGAAAAGCACAAGUGCACCCAUCCUCUGUGAACAGAGACCUGCAAACCUAUGGCUGGCUGCUGUACCAGGAGAAGGUUAAAUAUUCCAAGAUCUUCCUCAGAGAAACUAGUCUGGUGUCUCCCUUUCCAAUACUCCUGUUUGGAGGUGAUAUAGCCGUACAACACCGGGAGCGCUUGCUGACUGUAGAUGACUGGAUCCAGUUUCAGGCUCCGGUGAAGAUCGCCGUCAUCUUUAAGGAAUUGCGUGUUUUAAUAGAAUCUGUGCUGAAGGAAAAGUUACAAAACCCUAAAAUGUCUCUUGAAGAUGAUGAAAUUUUAAGAAUCAUCAAGGAACUGAUUAAAACCGAAAAGUGAAGCUCAUUGGAUUCCAAUCCCAAGGAUUGCUGUACUAGGAUGUAACCGGGCAAAGACAUGAGCAUUUAAAUCCUGUGGUAUUUCAGCUCUGCUGUGUAUGACUAGUUUUCUACCUCUUAUCAAUGUUGCCUGCAGCGUUGAAGGGAAAUAAUGACAUUAUUUUAUUCAUCUGUUAAUGAGUUUCAAAUUAAAUUCAGUGCCAUA
Molecule: messenger RNA, 4469 nt
Organism: Bufo bufo (common toad)
Lineage: Eukaryota; Metazoa; Chordata; Amphibia; Anura; Bufonidae
Gene: DHX29
Product: DExH-box helicase 29
Exons: 28
Coding region: 168-4265 (1365 amino acids)
Biological process (GO): translational initiation
Cellular component (GO): intracellular anatomical structure
Molecular function (GO): RNA helicase activity; ATP binding; RNA binding
Source: RefSeq, a predicted model, not a curated record